UAAACAAAUAAUGGCUGUCGUUGAGCAGAGUGAAGAAUACAAAAGGAAAUUUGUGACCGAAGUAAUUGAAUUCCUGAACGACGGUAUUAGCACAACUGUGCAGCUUGCAAGAGAUAUGCAAGCAGUUGACCUAAACAACAUGGAAAAUGACGCCUGGAAAAUUAGAAAAUCCAUUCUGGAGGCCAAAGAAAGUCUUUCACAGGCCGAAGAUUCUGCAAAGUGUCAACUCACAAAAGUUGAUGACAAAUGCCUAAGCCUUACUUGUGAUAAGAAUCAACUAGAAACUGAGGAAAAGGACAAAAAGGAUCAAUUAUUUGCAGUGCAGAAGAACCUGGAACAUUCUGAAGAGAUGCUAAGAGUUUCAAGAGAUAGUCUCGAUCAGGCAAACAAAAAUCUGUUAUCUGCCGAGGCAAAUGUUGAAAAUGCCAUGCAGCAAGCAAGAGAAGAGGAAACUAAAAGAAAUAUUGGCAUCGGAUUAUUGUUUAUACCAAUUAUUGGUCCUAUCAUUGGAGGAACAAUGAUUGGUGUUUGUCAGAAGGCCAUGGAAGAUGCCCAGUAUGCUGCCAGAGUCGCACAAGAAAAUGUAGACAGUUGGAGAACAAACGUCAAUACCAAUGAAAGAGAAAUCUGUGAUUUCACACAUGAAGUAAACACCCAGAGAAAUAAUAUUGAAUCAAUCAACAGACGCUUGCAGGAAAUUUCCACCAAAUUAGAGAAUCUGUCUCAAAUGCGGCAAGGGAUGGCUGAGAUUCAGAAGAAGUUGAAGGAUGCCACCUUCUUCUUGACCACACUGGCAGGAAAAAUGCAGGCAGCAGAGGUGCAAACCAGGAUCGUCAUUUUCUUUGAUCCAUUAAUUAACAUUAUAGAUGACAUCUCCCAGUAUCUGUUCAAGCAAAAGUACCUGGAGCUCUUCCAGAAUAAUGUUGAGCCAAUGAUCAAGCAUCUGAAAGAGGAGAACGCCCGCCUUAGGGAGAUCUCUGACUUUGUCAGUGAUUCUAUUCAGUUUUUUUAAGCAAGCAAACAUUAAUUAAAUGUUAAGCAUGUUGCAUUUUUUAAAUCUGUGUUGAAAGUGCAGCUAUAAAACAAAAUAAAUGUAUU
Erpetoichthys calabaricus (reedfish) is the source of this 1098-nucleotide messenger RNA. RefSeq lists its product as uncharacterized. The transcript has 2 exons. Bases 11 to 1012 code for a protein of 333 amino acids. The record is from RefSeq and is a predicted model, not a curated record. NCBI's taxonomy places the organism in Eukaryota, Metazoa, Chordata, Cladistia, Polypteriformes, Polypteridae.